This is a messenger RNA of Leucoraja erinaceus (little skate), 2273 nucleotides long. Its product is annotated as tumor necrosis factor receptor superfamily member 5-like. The transcript has 11 exons. Gene Ontology annotation, biological process: defense response to Gram-negative bacterium; signal transduction; negative regulation of alpha-beta T cell proliferation. Lineage: Eukaryota; Metazoa; Chordata; Chondrichthyes; Rajiformes; Rajidae. Gene Ontology annotation, molecular function: protein binding; transmembrane signaling receptor activity. Gene Ontology annotation, cellular component: external side of plasma membrane; membrane. The record is from RefSeq and is a predicted model, not a curated record.
AGAUCUGAUACCCAGAUACUGAAGAAUGCAUGAAAAUCCACAGAAAUGGAAACCAGUGUCUGUCAUCCUAAAUACCUUACAGUUAACUGCAUUGUGUAUCACUGGAUGGAAAUUUAGUGAUCAUGAACAAGGGCUUUCUUUCUCAGGUACAGGAGGUAAAGAGUUGAUAAAGAUUUUCGUCAUUCUAUUGUUAAUUUGUCAACUUUCACAAGUAACUGCGUGCGAUAAAUGGGAGUAGUAUGACCAUAAUGGUACCUGCUGCCCAUUGUGUUCAGCCGGGCGUGUAGUCUUUGAACACUGCACUGUUCAGACAAGCACCGCAUGUAAGCCAUGUCCACCUGGAGAAUAUAUUGAACAUCAAAAUGGGCUUGAAACAUGUUUUAAGUGCAAGUCCUGUGAUCGAGAUUUGGGGCUUCAAAUUAAGCAAAAUUGUACUUCAACUAACAAUACGAUAUGCGAACCCAGAGAAGGGUAUCACUGCAAUGGAACAAACUGUCAGCUGGAUGAAAUGCAUAAAACAUGUCCAACAGGCCAUGGAGUUAAAGAGGAAGGAACACAGUUAAAUGACACUGUGUGUGAGAAGUGUCCUGCGGGAACGUUUUCAAGUCAUAAAUCAUCAACUGAAGCUUGUAAAAAUUGGACAGUAUGUGAAAAGCUCAAUCUACAACUGGUUGAAAAUGGAACCAGUGAAGCUGAUGUAAAGUGUGCAGAAAAUUCCAAUUUAAAAGUUAUCAUUCCAGUUAUCGCAAUUGUGGUUAUCGUUUUGAUUUUAAUUGUGGCAGUUGGUUUCUGGAGGCAUCCUGGACUCAGACCAUGUUUCAUUAAAAUACGAGAGAAUGGGAUUGGUAGGGGUGACAGACCAUCUCCAAUUUGGAAUAACAUCAAUGGGCAUCCAUCUGAUUCAACAACAAUACCUCUAAGAAGCAACGAGCAGCCUUAGUGCAAAGAGAUUGAAAUUACCAAGAGUACCUGAAACAGAAGACUAUUCCAGUCCAGCACCAAGAAGCUCAAAUGUUCUCAUCCUCUGAACAGUUCAGGCUUCACCUUAUUUACAUAUUCUUUACAGAAGACACUGCUCCUCUGUAUAUCAUCUUCAAACCCUCAGUCGUCAAAUGACCAGCAGCUGAAGAAUAAAAGACUUGAAAUGAAAAGAGAAAUUUGAUUUUGAGAGAAAACUUGUCGACAAUAUCAGUAAGAGUUUCUAUGGAUAUAUGAAAAGGAAAUGGAUGGCUUAAGCGUGGGACCUCCAGAGAAUGAUGUUGCUGACUUAAUAACGCGGUUAGGGAGCCUACUCUUGCCCAUUUUUUGUACUUAUACUCGCUGAUAGUGACCGGAAAAAACAGUUGGUCGAACUAGUUGCCAAAUAAUAGUCUCCCUUUGAUUCUGAUGGGGAGGAGUGAGUGUUGUUCCUGAAAUGUCAGAACUGCAGCCUCAAGAGGCGAAGUGGAAGUGUUUAAUGUGAUGUCCUUGACUGCUGAUGAAUCAUCACUUUCCAGGAAGUGCUAGUGGCUGAGAUCCACCUGCAAGAGUGAUGGGAGGCUAUGAGAGUCCAGUAGACCCUCUACUUCACCUUUACCAUCGAGACCAUCUUGCUUUUCAAAGGAUGUAGCCCAUUCAGUACACAGUGAUAUUGUCCAUUCCAAAAAUGAAUUGUAACAGUCGAUGAUUUAAUGUCUAAAGGUGCUAACUAUAUUGUACAUAUUUUUCUCACUAUUCUAUGAAAUACAUUUUAACCCAAUGAGGAUAAGUAUCCUGGGAGUCUUAGCUAUCUUCUGCACCUCUGCUGCUUAAUACAGGGGUCUAUAGGCAUGGGCAUCAUGUGCUCUACAGGGCUCUCGCUUAACUUUUUUUCCCUGUUGCCAGCCAGGCAACCUUGGCAGCUUUUUAGUUUGCCAAAUGACAGUUUAGGUGGUCAUUUAAGAUGGCUUGCAUGACACGCGAUAAUGUGCUCGGAUAAAGCACGUAGUUACCAGUCGGAAUUAUACUCAAUGAAGCAUUCACAUAUUAUUUCUGCUUCAAAUAAAGUCACAAACUAAACAUUCACCAAUCAAGACAUGAUAUAUCCCACAAUGCCAUGCAGCAAAAUUAUAAGUCAGUAUCUCAACUCUUUUUACACAUUGCAGUUAAUGCAAUUUCUAUUAGUUCUUUCCACUUCCAAACAGGAUUAUUUGGAUUAUUCAGCGUAUGAUCAACCUGUGUCAAUAAAUCCUGGACCAUGGUAACAUAUAUGCAUACGUAUAGUUGUGAAUGUUGCUCAUUAAAUAACUACAGUA